AUGAAGUGUAUUUUCGAUCCGCGCAUUACCAGUACCUCCUGCAAUGGAUGCAGACAGCGUGGCUCUCCAUGCAUCAGCCAGGAGUUUGUUCAGGACGACUCCCAUGUUGCGCACAGUGCGAACGAUAGCGCCUCUCUGGACGCCUCAACCCCCAUUGCGACUUCUAGUGACGAUGCGAGAAGAGCCGAUCAUGACAUUCUCACACCUGUGUCAGUAGACUCUGAGCCCUGCCGAUACCUCCCCUCUCGCAAGUCCUCAGAUAAACAAUUUACGACCCGGAGCAGCAAUGACGCAUCAACAUGUCCGAUGAAACAUGAGAAGCUUUCCAGGUAUCUACAUGAGGCACUACCGUCACGAGAAGAUACAGAGCGCAUCUGCAAAGCUAGCCGUCACUCCUCCAUACUUGCCCACGAGCUCUUGACCAUGCCGUACGACACUCUCUAUCGAAACGGCCUCAAGACUCCUGACAGUCUGCUUGGCAUUCCAGAACCACAUGUGCAUCCUGUUCUGAUUGCGAAGCACAUGCUCCAGCUUGCCACGUUCUUGCAGCACCUCCACCCCGAUCUUGACAAAGAAAUCAAAAUUCUUUCUGAGUCCCCGCGCGCCAUCAUGCAGCGUCUAGUUGAUAUCGCAAUCCACCACGUGACAACCAACAACGAGCUUUUGGGCAGUGUAGAAAGUCUUGAGUGUAUCAUGAUCGAGAGUUUGUACCAAGCAAACAUUGGAAACCUUCGAAAAAGCUGGGUCGCGGGUCGAAGAGCGAUGAGUAUCGCACAGUUGAUGGGACUCCAUCGAUCCGACAGCCUAUCGAAGUACAAAGUACUCGAUCCUAAGACAGAGUACAACCCACAACUGAUGUGGCUCCGCAUCGUCACCUUGGAUCGACACCUGUGUCUCCUCCUGGGCAUACCGCAAGGAUGUACCGACCGCAGCAUGGCCUCUGAAACUUGCCUUUCCAACGAUACGCAAAUGGGUCGUCUUGAGCGCCUACACUGCGUACUGAUGUCUCGUAUCCUGGAGCGUAAUGAAUGCAGUCCCAAUGCUCAACAUGCUGUCGUCACCCGCGAAAUCGAUUUGGAGCUGCAAAAAGCCGCUCGUGGCCUCACGAGCAAAUGGUGGCUAGCCCCCAAGCUCAACACUGCCUCUGCCGACCUACAAGUCCACUUUUGGGACACGCGACGGCUUCUUGCGCAGAUAUUUCACUACAACCUGCUGAUCCAGUUGCACCUACCAUACAUGCUGCGCGUCUCGUCUGAUGAGAGUAAACACGACUACUCACGGAUGACGUGCGUAAAUGCGUCGCGUGAGGUGCUGUCGCGCUACAUCACACUGCGUAGUUUGAACCGCAUUGCGUACAGCUGCCGCACCGUCGACUUUCUUGCCCUCAUGGCGGCCAUGGCGCUGCUACUUGCACACAUGGACUGUCAUCGAGCUGAAGCGGACAAUCCGCUCGCGCACCAAUAUCUGAGCGAUCGUGCCAUGAUCGAGCAAGUCCAGGAGAACAUGCAUGAGAUUAACAAGUUGAAUUCUGACGCACUGAGUGCUCAAAGUGCAGAUCUGCUGAAGAAGCUACUGGCGAUAGAGAUGGAGGCAGGCGAUACGCGAGUGAGCGUGAGUGAGGCGAGUAAUGGGGUCGUGCAACAAGAUGGUACAACACGAGAAGAGGAUGGCGUAGUCAGCGUACAAAUUCCGUAUUUUGGCAUCAUUCGCAUCGGAAAAGAUACCCCUACCGAAAAUCAAGCUUCAGUCACUGCUACCAUGCAUGGAACAGCUCCGUUGCAGUUAGAUCGAUUCCCAACUACCACCAACACCAACUCAGAUCCGGUGCAUGUUCAUUCUCAAGCCCGCUUCCCCUCAUCAACACAAUUGAGCUAUUCUUCCCAUCCGAACACGCCACCUCCUGCUCUUUCUCUUAACAACAUCGCAUUCCACGCCACAUCUAUGGCAGCUCUUCCAGAUUCUUCAGCUGUUUUCACGCGUCAGCAACACCAACAGCAGCAACAAGAACACCAAGAAUUCGGAGGAGAUUUAGCCACUGUCUCCGAUACAGCUUUUUCAUCGUCACUCCCUGCACCAUGGCAGGGUAAUUUUCCAGAGCUAGCUGCAGGAAGUGAGGACUGGGCGUUUCAGGGGGUGGACAUGGCGUUUUUUGAGAGCAUAAUGAGAAGUGACACAGAUCUUGGGCAAUGA
This is a messenger RNA of Alternaria atra, 2190 nucleotides long. RefSeq lists its product as uncharacterized. The coding region runs from base 1 to 2190 and encodes 729 amino acids. The record is from RefSeq and is a predicted model, not a curated record. Lineage: Eukaryota; Fungi; Ascomycota; Dothideomycetes; Pleosporales; Pleosporaceae. The transcript is spliced from 2 exons. Gene Ontology annotation, biological process: DNA-templated transcription. Gene Ontology annotation, molecular function: zinc ion binding; DNA binding.